UGCAUCCACACGAGGAUGGUGGACGUUGAGUUGUUAUAGCCGUGAUUUAUAUUGACGGGUCCCCGGUUCUCGCCAAGCGGAUGUCGAUGCAGGAAGUGGCAGACAGAAAGCACAGGUAGCCCUCAACUCACAAUCCUGGCGUGCCAAGAGCUGAGCGUUGAGGUGAGACGUUGUUUCCUCAACCGCCCGGGCAUGUGAGGGAACAGGGUCGUGACCAGGCAUGGCGGUGCGGAAGAAGGUGAACCCGAGGCUAGUCGGUGGGACAACCCUCGGCCCCGGUGUCGAGAUUGAUGUUAACGAAAACUCGAGGGUGGAAUCCCAAGCCAAGUCGCUGCGGACAAGAUACGGCUACAGACAACCCGCUUCACAAGGUUUCCCUCGCUCCCUACUCGACGACCAUGGGAUGGGACCGGCUUCUGCAACUUUUCCUCUCGACUCUGUCCCGCGCCACGCCCGCGCAAUGGUGCCAGGGCUUCUUCCUCCUCGCGGCCGGAGGCGUCGCUGCUGUGGCAGCGUUGCCGCGUGAGGCGAAGACCCUCCUGGUUGACUACGGCGCUCGGAAAUCUCAGAAGCCGUCAGCAAAUACACCCUCCCCCCUCAGGGCCCCAGACCGCGGCUGGUUGCUUUCGCUCAUCGGCACUGUCACGUCGUGGACGCAGGUCCCCCAUUCAUGGUUCAGCGCCUUCUAUGUCGUGUCGCUAGCGUGUUCCGUCUUUUGGCUUGUCCAAUACCUUGGCAGCGGAGCUGUGCUACGGUCCAUUGCAUCCCGCCAGGCGUCCGCGGGCGAGCCUUCCUGCACGCUAGGACAGGCGGCAUUGGGCUGGCUCAUGCUCUUCCUCCAAGGCACCAGGCGCGCCUACGAGCACGCGGCUGUCAUUAGACCGUCCAAGUCAACCAUGUGGAUUGUGCACUGGCUGCUCGGUCUCUCCUUCUAUCUCGCCAUGAGCGUAUCCAUCUGGGUGGAAGCAGCUGGUGCGCUCUUGGACCCUGCGGCUGGUCACACUGAUGACGCCCAGUCUCUCUUGAAGAUGGCUGCCGCAGUCCCCGCCUUUCUGUUUGCCUGGGUCAACCAGUACAGGUGUCACAAGCACCUCGCCGGGCUGAAGAAGUAUUCAUUACCCGAGGGCGGCAUGUUUCGCCGCUGCAUCUGCCCCCACUACACCUGCGAAUGUCUCCUGUAUCUCUCCAUGGCCGUUGCCACGGCUCCCCGCGGUGCGUGGUGUAACAGCACGCUGCUGUGCGCCCUGGUUUUCGUCGCAGUCAACCUCGGAGUCACGGCAUCGGGAACCCGCGAGUGGUACAUCGAGAAGUUCGGCAACGGCCCGGUUGCGGACAAGUGGAACAUGAUUCCGUUCUUCUUCUGAGGUGCUUCGAUUCCA
Messenger RNA from Thermothielavioides terrestris NRRL 8126, 1379 nucleotides. RefSeq lists its product as uncharacterized. The record is from RefSeq and is a predicted model, not a curated record. The coding region runs from base 399 to 1364 and encodes 321 amino acids. Gene Ontology annotation, molecular function: 3-oxo-5-alpha-steroid 4-dehydrogenase activity. Gene Ontology annotation, cellular component: endoplasmic reticulum. Gene Ontology annotation, biological process: polyprenol catabolic process; dolichol-linked oligosaccharide biosynthetic process. The transcript is spliced from 2 exons. NCBI's taxonomy places the organism in Eukaryota, Fungi, Ascomycota, Sordariomycetes, Sordariales, Chaetomiaceae.